AUGGCCACUGCUGCUGCUCCAACUCCGGCCUCCUCGUCCCCCUCAGCCCCUCAAUCUGCUGCUGGUGCUUCCACAGAGACUGCUCAAGUAGCUGCUCCUGCUACUAGUACUACUACUUCAACAACUUCUACUGCUACUGCUCCAGCUGCUUCUGCAGCCGCUACUAGUACCUCGUCUACUUCGGCUGGUUUGGGCCCUUCAGCCUCUUUGUAUGUCGGCGAUCUUGACCCUACAAUCACUGAAGCCAUGUUGUUUGAGAUCUUCAACAACAUUGGAGCCGUCCAGUCCAUCCGUGUCUGUAAGGAUGCUGCUACUCGUCGAUCAUUGGGUUAUGCCUACGUCAACUUCCACAACGUUGCCGAUGGUGAAAAGGCUCUUGAAGCUUUGAACUAUUACAGCGUAAAAGGUCGUCCAAUCCGUAUCAUGUGGUCUCAACGUGAUCCUUCUCUCCGUCGCUCUGGAACUGGUAAUAUAUUCAUCAAAAACCUAGACACUGAAAUCGACAACAAGGCUCUCCACGAUACUUUCUCGGCUUUUGGUCAUAUCUUGUCUUGUAAAGUAGCUCAGGAUGAACAAGGUGCUAGUAGAGGUUAUGGGUUUGUACACUACGAAACCUAUGAUGCUGCUGAUGCUGCUAUCAAGGCCGUAAAUGGUAUGCUCUUGAACGACAAGAAGGUCUAUGUAGGAUUCCAUGUCCCCAAAAAGGAACGCUUGAUGAAGGCUGAAGACCAAAAGGCUAAAUUCACAAACGUCUACAUCAAGAAUCUCGACGAAGCUGUCACUGAAGAUGAAUUACGAAAAAUGUUUGAAGAGUAUGGUGAAAUAACCUCUCUCCUCAUUCAACGUAACGACGAUGGCACUUCUCGUGGAUUUGCCUUUAUCAACUAUGGCACUCCCGAAGAAGCCAACUUGGCUGUGGAUGGUAUGAACGAUAAGGACAUCAAUGGUAAAACCUUAUAUGUAGGUCGUGCUCAAAAGAAGGCUGAACGUGAAGAAGAAUUACGUCGCCAAUAUGAACGUGCCCGUGAAGAGAAACUCAACAAGUAUCAAGGUGUCAACUUGUACAUUAAGAACUUGGAUGAAUCUAUCGAUGAUGAAAAACUCCGAGCAGAGUUUGGUGUGUAUGGUACAAUCACUUCUGCCAAGGUUAUGCGUGAAGAGAAGCCAGCUAUAGGUGAUAUGCCUGCUACUUCUGUCUCGAAAGGCUUUGGAUUCGUCUGUUUCUCAUCUCCUGAUGAAGCUACAAAAGCCGUCACGGAAAUGAACAACAAACUCGUAAAUGGUAAACCGAUAUAUGUUGCUUUGGCUCAACGAAAGGAAUUACGUCGUCAGCAAUUGGCACAGCAAAUGCAACAACGCCAGCAAUUGAGACCACCUAUGGGUCCUGGAAUGGCUGGAAUGCCUACUGGUUAUCCAGGUCAACCAAUGUAUUAUCAACCACAACCUGGUAUGCCUCAACCUCGUGGCGGUAUGUUCUUCCCUCCACCUCAACAAAUGAUGCAACGUCCUCGUUAUGGUGGUAUGCCUCAACAGAUGAAUGGUCCUCAAAUGGGUCCUGGAGGUUACCCUAUGGGUCCUGGUAUGCCACAGUAUGGUGCUCCAAUGCCUGGUAUGCCCAUGCCUCAAUUUGCUGGUCAACCACCACAGCAACGACCUGGUCCUGGUGGUCCAAUGUCUUCUGCUCAGCUCCAAGCUCAGCAACAAGCCAUGGCUUCCCAAGCUGCUCAAGCUGCUCAACAGCGUCCAGGAGGUCCUCGUCCUCCAAUGCCCCAAGUUGACUCAAAAGUAAUCUCGUCAUUAGGUCCAGGUGUACCUCGUCCAAUGGGUCCUGGUGUACCUCCUCAAAUGGGUGGCCCUCGUCCUGGAAUGCCAAUGCAAGGUCAACCAGGUGUUGUUCCUCCAUCAGCUGGAAGAGGCCGUGGUACUCCAUACAAGUACACCAGCAAUGCUCGCAAUGCGCCAAUGCCUGGUGCUCCCAUGGGAAUGGUUGGCUAUCCAGCAGGUCCUCGUUUGAACGCAGCUACCUUGGCAUCUCUCCCUGCCGACGCUCAAAAGCGUAUGCUUGGAGAAGCCUUGUUCCCUCUCGUUCAAAAUCAAACUCCUGCUGCAGCUGGAAAAGUCACUGGUAUGCUUUUGGAAAUGGAUAACGGAGAAUUGUUGCACUUGUUGGAAGAUCAAGAAUCAUUGACUUUGAAAGUGAAGGAGGCUGUUGGUGUGUUGGAUGAACAUAUGAAGGGAGGUCCUGGUGCUCGUAUGCCAAUGCCCGACCAAGUGGUCCCUGACCAAGAAUAA
Synchytrium microbalum is the source of this 2292-nucleotide messenger RNA. RefSeq lists its product as uncharacterized. Gene Ontology annotation, cellular component: ribonucleoprotein complex; nucleus; cytosol. The transcript is spliced from 7 exons. The coding region runs from base 1 to 2292 and encodes 763 amino acids. NCBI's taxonomy places the organism in Eukaryota, Fungi, Chytridiomycota, Chytridiomycetes, Synchytriales, Synchytriaceae. Gene Ontology annotation, molecular function: poly(A) binding; mRNA 3'-UTR binding; poly(U) RNA binding. The record is from RefSeq and is a predicted model, not a curated record.